CUCUCUCCGUCGCUGUGUCGUCUCCGGGACAUUUUUCACUCCGCUCGGCAACAAAUGUUAAGUAUCUCGAGGAGAAAACUGCGAAACUAAUUAAUAAGUGCGCUAAUUGAGCUUCUAGAUCAUUCAGGCGCUUUUUAGUGCAGAAAAAUAAUAGCGGUCUGAUUCAAGUGAGGCACAUCCGGGGCAACCGGAAGGUGCAGCGCUCUUUUUCAUCCGGUGUUCGCUGCUUGGUUUUCUGCUGCACGUUUUGAUCUAAAAAUGUAAAUAUCAUCAUUUUUACGACUUAAAAGUUAAUGUUUGUCAAUGUCAGGUCAACGUUAAAUGUUCAGGUGAUGUAUUACGCCCACAAGUUGAGACUACAAAUUGGAGGUAGCUUCUUUUAACUUAGCUAAAGGCUGUUUACUAGCUAACUAAGUUAGUAAUAUUUUAAAAAAGAUGUGUACAAACGUGGCCGCGGAGGAUACCUGCUGCUCUGAGUUUAUGGACUUAGAGUUUGACCCUUCGACAUGUAAUGGACUGAAACAGGAAAAACAACUUUCUGCCUCACAAAGGAGGUGCUACAGCCUCUGCAGGAGGAAGUCAUUUGCUGCUUUUGUGGCGUCCAAGAGGGACGGCAGGCAGGAGGAAGGAGGCUCAUCUUGGCUCUGCUGUAGCCAGACUUUCAGGGAACACUCUGCUAUUCACAAACAUGUCGCCAGGACUCAUGACGGUGAAAUAAAGCAGCUCACGCAGGCCGCAUACGGGCAUUUGUUAAACCAGCUGGAAGAAGAAGCUGAAACACAGCAGCCGGACGAGUGCGAGGCCAAGCCGGUGGACAUUUCUGUGUGGAUACCUGAAACAAGUCAUGUCUCUGAGGAGCAGCUUCAGAAGGGUCCGGGAAAGGUUCUGCUCUAUUAUCGCUACUGUCAAGUGAAGGAUCCCCAUGUCAUCUGUGCUUGGCAGAAAGCUUUAUGUGAGAAGCUCCACUUAACUGGCAAG
This is a messenger RNA of Plectropomus leopardus (leopard coralgrouper), 978 nucleotides long. The record is from RefSeq and is a predicted model, not a curated record. Lineage: Eukaryota; Metazoa; Chordata; Actinopteri; Perciformes; Serranidae.